AUGUCUCGCCUCAUCACAGCAACAUUCUUCGUUGGCCUACUUGCACUCAAGGUCAUUAUCUCUUGGGUUUACACCAUCAUCUACAAUCUAUACUUCCAUCCGUUAAGCCGGUUCCCAGGACCUAAGCACGCUGCCGCAAGCCACAUUGCCUAUUCAUGGUGGUUUCUCGGCGGCUCACAGCCGUACAAAGUGCUUGACCUGCAUCGCAAAUAUGGACCCGUGGUACGAGUAGCCCCGAACGAACUCUCGUUCAACUCCGCACAGUCAUGGAAAGACAUUUACGGGUUCCGCCAGGGCCACAAGCCCUUCGUGAAAAGCGAGUUUUACGACGGCGGCAGCUUCGCCGCCCGCGGUGUGCACUCCAUCGUGAGUGAGCGCGAUCCAGCGGUGCACGGUCAGAUGCGCCGGCUUCUGGCCCACGCCUUCUCCAACACGUCGCUUCUGGAGCAGGAGGAGCUUGUUGCCAAGACGGUCGACCGCCUCGUGCAGGUGGUCUGGGAACAAGGGGCCAACUCUGGAGCUUCCAUCAAUAUCGGAAAGGCAUACGAGAUGAUGGCCUUUGACAUCAUUGGUGACUUAGCUUUUGGGGAAACCUUCCAAGCUUUGGGAAACAAGAACCCGCACCCUUGGAUCGAGAUCACGCUUGGCGCGCUGACGCAGGGUGCACUAGCAGACACGAUGAAGCGCUUUCCGGGCAUGGCCAAAGUGGUCAAGUGGGUGCUGAGUAGUAAAAUCGCCGAGCUUACAGACGGAACCAAGAGAAACGAAGAUAUGGCGAUUGAUUUGUUGAACCGGCGUAUCAGCCGCCGCACAAGACGUCGGGACUUCAUGACACGCAUUCUCGAGCACCGCGACCUCGAGAAAAAACAAACGUCGGACCUCGAACUAGCCGCGCACGCAUCAGAUUUCGUCCUCGCCGGUAGCGAGACGACUUCGACGGUGCUGGCAUGCAUGACAUUCUACUUGCUCAAGAACCCACACAUCAUGGCGCAGUUGCAGAACGAGAUCCGCAGCACCUUUGACGAGUACUCGGCCAUCUCGGACAUAUCGACCCGGCCCCUGCGCUACCUUAACGCUGUGUGUCUCGAGGCUAUGCGCAUGUACGCACCGCUGCCGUUCUCGCUGCCGCGGCUGGUGCCUGAGGGCGGCGGCUCGGUCGAUGGGCAUCUUUUGCCGGAAGGGAUGGUAGUUUCGACGAGCCCCGUGGGAGCUAGUCUGGACCCGGCCAAUUUCAGCGAGCCUUUUACGUUUAAACCAAAACGGUGGUUGACGGAGUCACCGAAAGACGUGCUUGAGGCGAGCCAGCCGUUCUCUUUAGGAGCCAGGGGAUGUCUGGGCAAAAGUCUGGGUUGGAUGGAAAUGCGAACAACUUUGGCUAAGAUUCUAUGGACAUUUGAUAUGGAAUUCGCAGACCCGGUUCCGGACUGGCAUGGUGACUCGCGCAUGUACACUUUGUGGUCAAAGCCGCAGCUACAUGUACGAGUGAAACCGGUCAGGACUCCGCCUUUUGUGUCGAAAGCGAGAUAG
This is a messenger RNA of Cucurbitaria berberidis CBS 394.84, 1527 nucleotides long. Its product is annotated as benzoate 4-monooxygenase cytochrome P450. The record is from RefSeq and is a predicted model, not a curated record. Gene Ontology annotation, molecular function: oxidoreductase activity, acting on paired donors, with incorporation or reduction of molecular oxygen; monooxygenase activity; iron ion binding. The transcript is spliced from 8 exons. NCBI's taxonomy places the organism in Eukaryota, Fungi, Ascomycota, Dothideomycetes, Pleosporales, Cucurbitariaceae. The coding region runs from base 1 to 1527 and encodes 508 amino acids.